UUUGAGGCAGAGUCUCAUUCUGUUGUCCAGGCUAGAGUGCAGUGGCAUGAUCUCGUCUCACUGCAACCUCCGCCUCCCGGGUUCAAGCGAUUCUCCUGCCUCAGGCUCCCGAGUAGCUGGAACUAUAGGUGCUCACCACCACACUCAGCUAAUUUUUGUAUUUUUAGUAGAGACGGGGUUUCGGCAUGUUGGUCAGGCUGGUAUUGAACUCCUGACCUCGUGAAGAAUGCAUCACUUUUCUAAGGUUUUAAUAAUCAUAAUAUUCAGGACCUUCAAUGUGCCAGGCAAAGUGUUAGGAAAGUUUUAUCCAUUUUCUCUUAUGUGCUAAGCAGUCCUACUAGCUGCUUCAUCCUGGAAAUAUAGUUGGGGAGACAGAACUCCAACUGUGUGUUUAACAUCUCUUGAUUCCCAGGAGCCUACAGCUCCUCAUGUCCAAAAUGAAACAUGUCUCUCUUCUCCCCAUGUUUUGACCCACCCUGCAGCACUCCCACUGCCAGAAAAAUCAAACAAAAAAACACACACACAACCAUUGUGCGUUUCCUCUCAGGGAGUGCCAGAAACCAUCCAGUUUAUGCCAGAAACCUGGGAGUCAACCUUGCCCCUUCUCUGCUUAACCCCAUAAAUCUGACACCAAGAAUCCUGUCAACUCCUCUUACAUCUUUCCUUGCCAUUUUUUCUGGCCCCAUUGCCUCCACCCUAUUCCAUUUCAUUAUUUUCCUGCCUUUUCUAUUGUUGAAGCCUCCAAACUGGCCUACAUCUCUGAGCUGGCCUUCCUGCCCCUCCUCCACUGGUCCAUUUAAUCUGCCAUCAGAGGGAAUGUUUCUUCUAAUAUGCAAAUAUGAUUAUAUUGCUUUCUUGGGUAAAUGCUUCAGCAGCCUGUUACAUUCUUUCAAUUUCUUGAACUGAAAGUAGUCUCUUUAGCUCUUAAAUAUGCAAUUUCUUCUUUCUUGAUUAUUUUCCUCCUCUUAGUCUAGCCAACUUUCAUUCCUCCUGCAGACUUCAGCUUAAAUAGCCUACAUUUGUUGAGGUUUAUGGUUGUCUGUCUGCAUGGGAUGUCCACGAUGGCAGGGACUAUGAGAGACUUGUUCAGACUCUAACAUCUGACUCAGUGGCCGGACACCGUGGCUCACGCCUAUAAUCCCAGCACUUUGGGAGGCCGAGCUGGGUGGAUCACGAGGUCACGAGAUCGAGACCAUCCUGGUCAACAAGUUGAAACUCUGUCUCUACUAAAAAUACAAAAAUUAGCUGGGCAUGGUGGUGCACACCUGUAGUCCCAGCUACGCAGGAGGCUGAGGCAGGAGAAUUGCUUGAAACCACGAGGCAGAGGUUGCGGUGAGCCAAGAUUGUGCCAUUGCACUCCAGUCUGGGUAACAACAGAGAAACUCUGUCUCAAAAACAAAAACAAAAACAUCUCACUCAGAGUUGGUGCUCAGUGUCUACCUGUUGAAUGAAUAGUAUAGGGGAGAAAAAACAUUUUUUCUCUACCCUCUGAGGUUCAGUGGCUGGGCCCUGCAAAAUAAACUGAUGAGAGAUAUAUUAUCAGGAAGGUUUAUGCAUAAAUGUAAAGAAGUGGUUUAGACCAGGGGGCUCAUAUGCCAUUUUCACAAAGAGUAAAAAUUGUGGAGAAGUAACUAGACAAAGGUAGGGGAAUGCUUCUUGGGUAAAUUGUAGGAAGGUAAAUAUAUGGGGAAGCUAGCAGAAGAUAAGGGUUAUUCAGUAAGGUUUGUUAUGUGGACUCAAGUUGGUGCCUUCCCCAUUAGUAAGGGUUGCUCUCCUUUUCCUGGUACUGGAGAGGAAGACACAUUUACAAAUGGAUAUUUAUUACCUAUACAUAGGAAAAUUUAUGCCCUGCAUUUAUACAAAAAUAGGGAAGGCAAAGAGCAAAUUGGUUUCAGCUCAAAACAAUUGUUACACAAAAGUGGCAUAUUUAGGGAGGGCAUAGGCUGAUCCUCUUCAAAAGGAAUUAAGUUGCUUGUUUCUUAUCAUGAUUAUGAGAGUGACUUUGAAUUAAUUCCUGCUUUUGAAAGUACAUUUAAUUCUCAGCUGUUUUUGCUUUUGAAUGCAGUUUGGGAGAGCCCCUGUGACUGUGCAAGUGGAGCGCAGCUGUGUGGAUGCCCCAGCAUGGAUGAGUACAUGGUCCUGAGAGGGACUGGGGAGGGCUCCUUCGGCAGAGCUCUUUUGGUUCAGCACGAAAGCAGUAAUCAGAUGUUUGCCAUCAAAGAAAUAAGGCUUCCCAAGUCUUUCUCCAGUACACAGAAUUCUAGGAAGGAGGCUGUUCUUUUAGCCAAAAUGAAACACCCCAAUAUUGUUGCCUUCAAAGAAUCUUUUGAAGCUGAAGGACACUUGUAUAUUGUGAUGGAAUACUGUGAUGGAGGGGAUCUAAUGCAGAAGAUUAAACAGCAAAAAGGAAAGUUAUUUCCUGAAGACAUGAUACUUAAUUGGUUUACCCAAAUGUGUCUUGGAGUAAAUCACAUUCACAAGAAAUGUGUGCUACAUAGAGAUAUCAAGUCCAAGAAUAUCUUCCUCACUCAAAAUGGAAAAGUGAAAUUGGGAGACUUUGGAUCUGCCCGUCUUCUCUCUACUCCGAUGGCAUUUGCUUGUACAUACGUGGGAACACCACAUUAUGUGCCUCCAGAAAUUUGGGAAAACCUGCCUUAUAACAAUAAAAGGUGAGUGGUGCAUAUUUGAUGCAAGGGUGCCCAUUUGGUGUCAGGCAUUGUAGCCUGCAAAUGAUGCUAGACUCUGACGUCACUUCAAAGCAGACGCAUGGAUCAUUUGAUUUCUAAAAAGUAUAUCUGAAAGCAAUGUGGAAUCUAUAUUGUUAAUCUAUAUUGCGAGGCUGCUAGAUGAAAGUAAUAGUUUUCCAAUUUUAUUAAUUAUAGCUGAGAGGAGCAAAUGCUGAAAAAAGGCUCGUCAUUUCUAGGGAUUUGUACAAAUUAUAUCAGUGGUUCCCUGACUUUGCUGCUCCCACUUUAAGAAUCCCAAAGGUCAUUGUUGUGUCUACACUAAUUAAAUCAAAAUGCCAAAGGAUAGGAAGCAGGCACCAGUCAUUUUUCAAGAUCACUGGGUGAUUCCAAUGCACAGCAACAUUUGAGAACCAAUAGAUUGUGUCAUUGAGUUAGUAUUUACAGGGAUAGAUUAUAAGCAGUUGGUUGAUAGAUAAAUUGAUUGCAGAAGGUUAGCAUGAAGAUCUUAAUGAUUUAAAAUGCAGUAUUUUUUCUGAAUAUAUGUGCCCAUCGUGGGGAUGGAUGUGCAGGAAAGAUUGGAAGUAGACCUGUAAGAAAGGACAUGGAAAUCACCUACAUUUCCCAACUGCUAAUAACAUUUUGCUGUUUUUUUCUUCAUCCAUUCACUUUUCCCCCUAAAACUAGUUGAUAUAUUUUAUGUAUAAUUUGCUUUUGUCAUUUAAUAUCAUAAUAGUCAUUUCCUCACAUACUUAAACUCUUCAUAAAUUUUCUAAUGGCUGCAUAUAUUUCACCAUAUGGCCCUUCCAAAAUUUACUUAGUAAUUCCUUUGUUGUUGGCCUUAUGUUUCUAGAUUUCAGUAUCAUAAGCAGUGCUGUGAUUAACGUACCUUUUGUGUAUAAAGAGGUCCUUGUUUUGUGUCACAUUCUUGGCAUGGAUUCCUAGAAGCAGAAACACUUAAAGGCUGUGUUACUUUUUGCUGACUUGCUUUCUGAAAAGGGUAUGACAGUCUGUACUAAAUAGGUUUCUUUAAAAGUAGAAUUGACUGAAUCAAAACAAAACAACUCUACCAGGACUUAUUGGGACAAUUGGGGAAAUGUGGAUAUACAGUAAAUAUUAAAUAAUGUUAUUGAAUUGAGAUUAAAUUGCUCAGAUGUGAUAACAGUAUUGUGUUUCUGAGGGAAAGGGUACGUCUUUGUUCUUAGGAGAUCCAUGCUGAUGUAUACGGGGAUGAAGUGUUCCAUACCUGCAACCUUUUUUCAGGAGGUUCAGAUAGGUAUAGAGGAGGGACAUUAGCCCGCAAACAUGGCCAAUGGGAAUGAUUGCAGGACCUAGAUAAGGACAUGUGGACAUUUGCAACUUUUCUGUUUCAAAAAAAUUUUUUUUUUGAGACAGAGUCUUGCUCUAUUGCCCAGGCUGGAGUCCAGUGGUGUGACUGUAGCUGGGGGAGGGAGCGGGGACUUCCCAGAGACGCUCCCAGUUCUCCAGUCCGAGGUCCUUGGCUCCUCUUACCCCAGAGAAUGGGGAAAGGGGCCCAGGAGGAGCGGUGAGCUUGUCGUUCAAAUAAAUAGCGUGGACCCAAAGAGUUUUUGCAGAAAAACCGAUUUAUUAGGCAGAGAGAGAGAGAAAGAAAGCUCCCACGCUGUUGUGGGAUGGGAAUUCGGAGGGGAUAUCCGUUUAGAGAAGGAGCAGCGGAUUUUUAACCCUGGAGUUAUCCCUCAUUCAUGUUCUCGUCCAAUUUGAGAGAAGUUCUUUCAAACUUCCUUUGGAGUGAUUGAUUUGACUCUGAUACCGGAUUGGCUGCUUGGUCCGCAACAGAGCCUCCUCCUCCCGGAGCUAAAUUCUAUCUCAAUUUACUUUAGAACAUUAGGAUUUAUAAAUGAAAGUAAUUUGCUCUUCUUUUAACAAUAGUUUGUUGUGCGCUAGCCUUUAAUUUCAUGUGAGAACCUAUUCUACAUUUAUUUAGACAUUUUAAUUAGUUUGAUUAUUAUUUCAUCUUACACAAGGUUGGUGUCUUAAAUCGAAUAAUGUCUGACCAAGUAAAAUGGCUUAAUUAAAAUGUUUUUGCAGUCAAUCAAUACCUAAAUGAAUAGAGCAGAGUAAGAAAAAUCUAAGUAUUAGUUUCAAAUAUGCCUUUUUCCUUUCUAGGAUAUGAGGGUAUGUUCUAAUGUACUCCCAAUCAGCAUAUAGGUAGUAAUCCCACUAGUAGAAUAUCUUAAUCAAUUCAUUUCCAAAUAUAUUACACAUGUAUUCCAUAAGGAUUUUUCAUAAAUAUAUUUUAAAGAAUAUAUUUGAAAAUAUUUUAAGAAGAUUUUAAAAUAUAACUGAAUCAUAUUUAAUAAUUAAAAGGAAUUAUAGGUAAUGAAUGUUUAUAGAAUAGUCAUUCUGCUACAGUCAAUAAAACUGCAUAGAUAUUUAAGACAUUAUAUCUACUUCCCAGGAGCUAAUGCUGUGGAAAAACAUAUGUGCUAUGCUAAUUCUUUGGCACACUAUUUCAUAUCUAUUUAUCUCUUGCUGUGUAACCAAACCCUCUAUAUUUGUGGAUUAAAAUGGGGAUCCACAAAUUAUAUCUCAUGUGUCAUAUCUAGUUUGAGUCCUGUUUUUGUG
Callithrix jacchus (white-tufted-ear marmoset) is the source of this 5291-nucleotide messenger RNA. Lineage: Eukaryota; Metazoa; Chordata; Mammalia; Primates; Cebidae. The record is from RefSeq and is a predicted model, not a curated record.